AUGACCAGCAAUAACGAUUAUAAAAUUCAAGUCGAUAAACUUGAGGGUCCUGAAGACUGGGCAAAAUGGAAAUGGCACGUUUCGAUGUUAUUACGAGCGUAUGCACUUGAAGACAUUGUGAACGGUACGUGUAAGUGUCCCGAGGUUGCUGGAAAUUCAACUUCAUUGGAAGUAGAGAAGCAUCAACAAUGGUUAAAAGACGAUGCAAAAGCGGCAAGUUUGUUAGCAGGUACGCUAGGAAAAACUGUUUCCGAGCUGGUGUUGACAUGUACUCAUGCUAGUGAAAUAUGGGACAAAUUACGUGCGCGAUUUGAACGUAGCAGUACGCAACGGUUAAACAUGUUAAUUGAAGCCUUUUUUAGAGUCCAGCGUGAUGAAAAAGAAGAUAUUAGCACACAUGUUGCGAAGUUACAGAAACUGUUUGUAGAUUUGAAUGAUGAAUUGCUGAAGCAUGAUGAAAAUGUUUUAUCCGAAAGAAUCAGUAAAUUUGAUGACAAGGCGAUACAUGGUUAUUUAGUUGGUUACGUGAAUGACAGGGAUGGUUUUAGAAUAUGGAUUCCAUCUGAAAGAAGAAUCGUAUCGAGCCACGACGUACGAUUUAAACCUGAGGUUACAUGUAAUUUGCGAAUUUUUGAAGUUAAAGCCGAAUCAGUGAACCAGAAUCAGUCGGAAUGUUUUGGUGUACAUGAAAACUCCGAAGAAGUGAAAACUGGUAUAAAUGAAAUUGUGCAAUCUGAGAAUAUGGAAAGUGCAGAAAGUGCAAGUGAAAAUCAAGAAGUGAAUAGAGAAGAAAGAAGCGAUGAUGGUGUUUAA
Molecule: messenger RNA, 813 nt
Organism: Diabrotica virgifera virgifera (western corn rootworm)
Lineage: Eukaryota; Metazoa; Arthropoda; Insecta; Coleoptera; Chrysomelidae
Exons: 2
Coding region: 1-813 (270 amino acids)
Source: RefSeq, a predicted model, not a curated record